This is a messenger RNA of Mercurialis annua (annual mercury), 2952 nucleotides long. RefSeq names its product E3 ubiquitin-protein ligase WAV3-like. The record is from RefSeq and is a predicted model, not a curated record. The transcript has 2 exons. NCBI's taxonomy places the organism in Eukaryota, Viridiplantae, Streptophyta, Magnoliopsida, Malpighiales, Euphorbiaceae. Bases 432 to 2609 code for a protein of 725 amino acids.
UUAAAAUGAACAAAUAAAAAGUCUCACAAACAUACCACCAAACGAAAUUGUCAAAGAAAUCUCUGUUUUUUCUCUCCAAUGGCGGCCACCACCUUCAACAAUACUACUCCAGCUACCAUGAAGCCACCUAUAAUACUAAUUUGCAGACUCAGUCAUUUCUUUUGACAAUUCACAAAUUCUCAGCCUUUCAAAUUAAUUUUAUAAACCACAUAAAAAAAACACUCUGUCUCUUGGUUUUCGUGUUCCAUUAUCUCUCUCUAAACUCUUAUUCCAAGAAAGAUAAAAUAUUUUAAAACCCCACAAUUCAAUAAACCAAAGCUACCAUCUUUGCUUACUUUCUUUAAGAUCUUGUUCUUGUUUUUUGUUUUUGUUUUGUUGGAUUUUUUGGUGUUUUUUUUGAGUGUUUUUUGAGUGUUUUUAGUGAAGAAAUAAUGGGGAUGAGUAAAUGGAGGAAGGCAAAAAUAGCAUUGGGGUUAAAUCUUUGUGUUUUUGUACCAAAAACAUUGGAGGAUUUACCACAAUCUUCAAGUCAAGAACAAAUGCAAGUGCAUGGUGAGAGAUUGUCUGAUGCUGCUUUGUUAUCACCUAAUAAUUGGGAGGCUAGACCAAUGACUCCAACUCCGUCUUCUCAUGGUUUGAAAUUGUCUAGAAGUUCAAGUAAAUCAUCUAAGCAGACCUGCUCAAUUUGCCUGACAAAGAUGAAACAAGGAGGUGGCCAUGCUAUAUUUACUGCAGAGUGCUCACAUUCGUUCCAUUUCCACUGCAUUGCUUCAAAUGUGAAACAUGGCAACCAAAUCUGUCCAGUUUGUCGAGCAAAAUGGAAAGAAAUUCCUUUGCGGGCUCCUAGUUUGGACCCUCUACCUGGCAGAGCUUCCAUCAACACAGUAGGCUGGCCUCAAAAUGAUGCAUUGAUGACUGUGGUCCGCCGAUUACCUCCUCCACGUCGAGAACUGAAUCGGCGACCCAUUUUGCCAUUGCCUCCAGCCCCUGAGCCUAGUAUAUUUGAUGAUGACGAGUCCUUAGAUCUUCAACCUGCAUUCACGGAUAGAAUCUCUGGCAAUGAAACUUCGAAUCACAAUUGUGGGAAUACCAUAGAGAUCAAGACAUAUCCAGAAGUUUUAGCAGCAUCACGGUCCAACUCAUAUGAUAAGUUCACAGUCUUGGUCCAUCUUAAAGCCGCUGCUACAAUUGCAAGACAACAUGCCGGAAGAAAGCAGGCUAACUUGCAUCAACUCUCUCAAACUCCUCGUGCUCCUGUUGAUCUAGUUACAGUUCUCGACAUCAGCGGUAGCAUGGCAGGUACAAAGCUAGCACUGCUAAAGCGAGCCAUGGGGUUUGUAAUACAGAACCUUGGAUCAAAUGACAGGCUUUCAGUUAUUGCCUUCUCUUCCACUGCUCGCCGGCUAUUUUCACUCCGUCGAAUGUCUGAUACAGGCCGGCAGCUGGCACUGCAAGCUGUUAAUUCUUUGGUUGCACAUGGCGGGACUAACAUUGCCGAGGGCCUGAAUAAGGGAGCGAAAGUAAUGGAAGAGCGGAGGGAAAAAAAUCCCGUGGGGAGUAUAAUACUACUGUCAGAUGGGCAAGAUACUUAUACUGUCAACAGUUCAAGGGCUAGCGAACCUCAGUUAAAUUACCGCUUGCUCCUUCCUCUGUCUAUUCAUGGCGGUAACAACACAGGAUUGCAGAUUCCAGUGCAUGCUUUUGGCUUUGGUGCGGACCAUGAUGCUUCAUCAAUGCAUUCAAUUUCCGAAGUUUCAGGAGGCACCUUCUCUUUCAUUGAGACUGAAGCCGUAAUCCAGGAUGCAUUUGCACAAUGUAUUGGAGGGCUUUUAAGUGUUGUGGCGCAGGAGCUUCAGGUGGGAGUCGAGUGUGUGCACCCUGAUGUCCGCCUUGGCCCGCUGAAAGUAGGAAGUUACCCAAGUCGUGUGAUGGACAAUGCUCGUUCAGGACUUAUUGAUGUCGGAGAUUUGUACGCUGAUGAAGAGCGGGAUUUUCUGGUUUCCGUCAAUGUACCUGCAGAGUCUUCCGGAAAUCAAACAUCACUUCUAAAGGUGAGAUGUGUUUACAAGGAUCCUUUGACUAAGGAAAUAACAACAUUAGAGAGUGAAGAAGUUGUUCUAAAGAGACCAGAAAUAACCGGAGAAGCAGCAGUGUCGAUUGAAGUAGACAGACAACGGAACAGACUUCAAGCAGCUGAGUCAAUAUCGCAAGCAAGAACUGCAGCCGAGCAAGGAGAUCUCACCGGUGCAGUUUCCAUUCUUGAAAAUUGCAGAAGAGUGUUGUCGGAAACCAUAUCAGCUAAAUCUCACGACAGAUUAUGCGUUGCAUUAGACGCCGAGCUUAAGGAGAUGCAAGAGAGAAUGGCAAGUAGGCACGUAUACGAAGCAUCCGGGAGAGCUUACAUUCUCUCCGGUCUAAGCUCACACUCAUGGCAAAGAGCAACAGCAAGAGGAGACUCGACUGACGGUUCAAGUCUUAUUCAUGCAUAUCAGACCCCAUCAAUGACUGAGAUGCUUACUCGAUCUCAAGCUAUGUUACUGGGUAGUCCCUCGGCUCAAAGGCUCGUCCAGCCUUUAUGGUCAUUUGGAUCGCAACCAAAUCCGAGGUGACUUGCGUAGAAUCUUGACUAAUAUCUAGCGUUCUCGAGUGCGUACGUUUUUGUUUUGGAGUAAUAUUUGGGGGGUAAAUCAGAAAAGAGGGGGUUCUUUUUACUGUGAUUUUGCUACUCAUAAGUGUAAAUGAAUAAUAAAAAAUGGGAUAUGGGGUAAAUGAAUGUAUGCUGAGGGUAAAGAAAAGGGACUGGUUAGGGUCAGACUUUUACUUUUUUACUCACUCUGUUUGUGUUAUUCUGGGGGUAAUGUACAAAUGGGAAAUGGUAAAUUUUUGUUAUGUUCUCUGGGGUAUAAGUUUGUAAUUGUGGAAAUGGUUGGGAUGAAGUUUUUAUCUGCCUAA